This is a messenger RNA of Spinacia oleracea (spinach), 2084 nucleotides long. Its product is annotated as la-related protein 1C. The transcript is spliced from 6 exons. The record is from RefSeq and is a predicted model, not a curated record. Gene Ontology annotation, molecular function: RNA binding. Bases 277 to 1746 code for a protein of 489 amino acids. Lineage: Eukaryota; Viridiplantae; Streptophyta; Magnoliopsida; Caryophyllales; Amaranthaceae.
AAACUCCCAAAUAAACACCAACGCCGAACUAGACUGUCUCCUCAUAAAAUAAAACACACCCAAACGCACAACACUCUUGAGAAGAGACAGGCCGAAGGUAUGGCCGCCGCCGCCACCAACACCACCGUCGUUAAUUUCCAUGUCAAAAUCAACAAAUUCUGAAAAUCUCUCUUUUUUGUCUCCAUCAUUCCGCAUCCUAUUAAAUUAAAUUUUUUUUAAGAAUCAAUUCUUUUUGUUUUAUUUAUAAAAAAAAUUCUUUGCCAGCCCUAAUUUGGGAUGGCGACGACAGCACCAACGACGGUGGCGGCGGAGGAUUCGACUAUGAGCAACAACUCACCACGUAGUCCUGUCAAGCAACGUGGUGUCCUUCCCUCGCCGUGGGCUCAGGUUGUUGUUAGAGGCGUUGGAGAAUUACCGGAAAAGACAGAAUCGUCUCCACCGGAUAUUUUACCGUCGACUGAGGGCAAUGUAGCUAAAAAAGCUGCUUGGAAUAAGCCGAUUUCUCCUCCGCCUCUUCCUUCUCCUCCUGGUGGUGAUCACGGUGUUGUUAUGGGCGCCGCCGCCUGGCCCGCUUUAUCAGAGUCGACUCGGCCUCUCUUUAAACCGACGCCGUCGUCUUCCGAUUCUCCGAAAUCUACCCCUGAAGUUUCUGGCCCUGUUUCUCAGGGACUCAUUACUUCACAUUCACAACAUCCUAACCAAGGUAGUGCUAGCACUAAUCACAAUUCUAGCAUAAAUAGUGCUGCACCCACAAGACAGAGAUCAAUGAAGCGUGGUGGUGGUGGUGGCAAACAAGGUGGUUUUUCUCGAGGCCCUACACCUCCUUCGCCAUUGCAAGCACUUCCAGUUCCUGAAAUGGCGCAGAGUGGUUUUAACAAAGUAGGGCCGGGUGCAGGGCCUGACUCAUCUUUUAGAGAGACUAGGCCAACCGGAGGGUUUGCAUCUCACACAAAUACAUCAAAUGAGAACUACAGUCAAAGAAGUUCAAACCGGCGAGGAAAUUAUGGGCAACAUGGCCGUGGAGAUGCGAGGAACCACUACCAAGGAGGUAGGCGUGAUCAGGAUCACGGGAAUCAUGAUUGGGGCUCAUCUCCUAGUUCACAUGCAAGGGGUUCAUAUGGACAUCAUCAUAGGCCUCAUGGCCGGGGUUUUAUGGGCCCUUCAGUACAAGGGGCUUCACCAUUCGCUCCUCCUCCUGUGAGACCUUAUGGGAAUGCCUUUGUAUAUGAUCCUGCUGUGGUCUAUCUUGUUCCACCGGAGUACUUUAGGGGAAUGCCUUAUGUCACUGGUCCACCACCUCCAUCUUAUCUCGUUCAAUCAGACCCCAUGCGUCUUUCUAUUAUCCAUCAGAUCGAGUACUAUUUCAGUGAUGCUAAUUUGGUGAAAGAUGAGUACUUGAGGUCCAAGAUGGAUGAACAGGGAUGGGUUCCUAUAACCUUAAUUGCUAACUUCCCUCGAGUUCAAAGUCUAACCGACAACAUAAAUUUUCUACUGGAGUGCUUAAAAGGAUCUAGCAUUGUUGAAGUACAGGGAGACAAAGUAAGGAGGUGUAAUGAUUGGAUGAAAUGGAUAACACAUCAACAGUCUCCUUCAGAAUCUGGGUCACAAUCCCCUGUAGGUUCUUCUUUUGAUAAUCUGACUACAAACAUGCAGAGAAUUUCAUUGGAGAACCUAGACAAGGAAAAGGGAUUGGGUAACAAUUUGGCGGUUACAAACAUGGAAGGGUCUAUUCAACGUGUAUGUUGAAAUUUUUAGACUACUCUAAAUCUCUGAUUAUAGAUCAUCAAAUAUAGAGUUAAAACCCCUUUUUUGAUCUUAUGGAGGAUGAAUUUUGUCAGACGGGUUUGAAGAACAUUUUACAUGGAUUUUCUUUGUGUUUGCGCCCUGAAUUUUUGUCAACAGUUUUGAAGCGGCUAAGUAAAUUAACUUAGGAUUUGAAUCAUUAAUAUUUUUGAAAUAGUCUACUCUGGCGACUUUUAUUGAGCUGUUGAAUUGUAUAGUUUUUUUCCGCUUAUUUUUGCAAAUGAAUGAUUUUUGUAUUUGGAAUUUAGAUAAGAAUAAAUUGUGUAAUGCAUCAGUGAGAA